Messenger RNA from Sesamum indicum (sesame), 3525 nucleotides. RefSeq names its product protein tesmin/TSO1-like CXC 2. Gene Ontology annotation, molecular function: DNA-binding transcription factor activity. NCBI's taxonomy places the organism in Eukaryota, Viridiplantae, Streptophyta, Magnoliopsida, Lamiales, Pedaliaceae. The record is from RefSeq and is a predicted model, not a curated record.
UUUUUUCCUUGAGAAUUAAAAAGAAAAUGUUGAUUUCAUCAUCUUAUUGACAUUUACAUUGACUCUAGGAGAGCAGAGAGAGAGAGAGAGAGACUAUCCCCAAAAGAGGGAAGUCUUGUAUUGAGAGAAGUAAGAAAUGCGGAGACUGUAUAUCCGGCUUGGAAUUAGGGUUUUUGGACAUGGACUCACCUAAAUCGUGCAAGCCUACCACCACUACCGCUGCUGAAACUGCUCCUGCUCAAGACUCUCCGGUUUUUAGUUAUAUUAGCAACCUUUCUCCCAUACAGCCUGUCAAGGCCCCACCAGUUACACAAGGUUUCCCAGGGCUUAAUUCUCCACCUCUUGUAUUCACAUCACCGCGACUCAAUCCCCACAGCCAGCCAACUUUCCUUAAAAGGGCGCAAUUCCCAGGUCUAUCAGCUGCCAAAAUAUCUGGACUGGAUGAAGGUCGCAAGAUUAGUGUUACUACCACCAAUGCAUCAGAAAAUUUAGCUGCUCAGCUCAACUCUAGGCUAAUUACUAGCAAUGAGAAAGACUCGUAUAGCUCUGUGGAUGAUCAAAUUGAAAGUCCCCAGGGAUGUCCUGAUCAGUUCUUGACUGAUGUUGAGAACAUGGAUUCUGUCGAUCCGAAUAUUUCAUCUGAUUCUACCAUAGAAAAAUCCGAAAACAUGGGUCAACCACCAGAUGCGGUAAGAGGCUCAAAGGAAUUAAUAAUAAAACACGACGAAACAAGUCAACGGAUGUCCGUUGCACCUCCUUCCUUAACAACGGAAAUCAAAGAGGUACAUCAGCAAGAUACAUUAAUUGAUGUGAGUGCAGUAGAAACUGAUAUAAAGCAGGGAGGUAGCAAUUCAAUUUAUCAGUGUUCAAAGAUUGAAUCUAAGUUGUUUGGAGACCAUGCUUCUACAAACCCAGAGCAGGAUUCCAUGACUGAGAAUGUAGAAGCGGAGCAGGUUUGUCCUUCGAAUCAAUCCUCGCAGUUACUCUCAGGAUCAGUGCAAAUUGAGAAAGAUCAUGAAAAUUCAGUUGGGGCUACUGGAGCAGUGUUGAUAGAAUCAGUUUUGAACAAAGUCCAAAAUGAUCCUGAGGCUUUCCAACUCCGUGGCAUACGCAGACGUUGUCUCCAGUUUGAAAAUGCUCACAAGGUAAUAACUAAUCAGGCUGCUCAAAGUCCUGACAGUGGGGCCCCAGUAUCAACUCCCAUCAAUGGGGGACAGGCGGACACAGUCCAGCCCAUGUAUCCUAGAAAUAUGAAUUCUACCAUAAAGAUUCCCAAGCCUUCAGGUAUUGGUUUGCACCUAAAUAGUAUUGUCAAUGCUGUACAAGCUGGAUCUACUGCGGUUGUGCAUGUUAAAUCAGCUCAGAGGGGUAACUUCAGUAUACGGGGAAAGAAGUCUGUUCCUAUAAUCAAUUCUCAUCUAUCUGAUAACUCAAUUAGCUCUUCAGUAUUCUCUCCUCCAGAGAAUGUUUCAGCAAGCACCGAUGAAAAUAGGUGUGAAAGCCUCGCCUCGCUGGCGGCUAAUUCUGCUGCUUCUUAUAUUGUUAAGCCUUCAGACAACUCCAUCUUAGAUCCAGUGGAGGAUCAAUCAACUCCAGGUAACAAGAGGAAGUAUAACAAUACUGAAACUGAUGGCAGUGCUGAGGAAUUGAAGUCCAGCCCCAAAAAGAAAAGGAAGAAAUCUUCUGACUCCAGUGAUGGUGAUGGCGGCAAACGGUGCAAUUGUAAAAAGAGUCAAUGCUUAAAGCUUUACUGUGAUUGCUUUGCUGCCGGGAUAUACUGUGGGGAGAGUUGUGCUUGUCAGGGGUGCUAUAACAGAACGGAAUAUGAGGAUACGGUUCUUGAGACACGGCAACAAAUUGAAUCGCGGAAUCCCCUUGCAUUCGCUCCUAAAGUGGUACAGCACAUUAGUGAGCCAGCAGCAACCAGUAGUGGGGAAGAUGGAACUCUAUUCACGCCAUCCUCAGCAAGGCACAAAAGAGGGUGCAAUUGCAAGAAGUCCAUGUGUCUCAAGAAGUAUUGUGAGUGCUAUCAGUCGAAUGUUGGUUGUUCAGAUGGAUGCCGAUGCGAAGGAUGUAAAAAUGUCUAUGGCCGAAAGGGAGAAUAUGGCGUGAUUAAGGAUGUUUUGAGUGUAGAGGGUACUGGUGAAAGAAGAGAAGGCUCAUUUACUGAACAGAUAAUGGCACCCGGAAAUGGUUAUAAUCAUACUGAGCUUUGCAAUCCUCAUAGCUUGACUCCUCUGACGCCAGCAGUCCAGUUCCCAGACCACAGACAGGAUGCACCGAAAGCAUGGCUUCAUUCUGGAAAAUACUUCCAGUCACCUGAAUCUAGUCUCACUUUUGUAGCACCAUAUAUGAUGUCUCCAGGGUCUCCUAGAAAUUCAGAGAAUAACGGCAUGAUCUCAGGAAAUGCCCCAGGAGUUCUGGAUCUGGUUUCUCCUGAUCAAGGAUUAUUUUAUGGUAAUGCAGAAAUGGGGAAUGAAUACUCAACAGUUAGUGACCAAUCAGGGAAGAUAGAGAAUCUUUCUAGUCUACCAGGUGCUAAGGAAUGGGCAUCUCGAUCUUUUUCAGGAAAUAAAUCCUAUUCUUCAGUGAGCUCCCUUCGGUGGCGUGGUUCACCAAAUACUCCCAUGGCUCAAUUCAGUGGCCAUAAACCUCUCCAAGUGAUUGAGCUUGAGUCUGAUUUCUCCAACACUUUGCAAGAUGAUACACCAGAUAUAUUGAAGGACAGUCCUACACCAUUGAAUGCAGUGAAGGUAAGCUCCCCAAAUAAGAAACGUGUGUCUCCUCCUCAUGGCCAGCAACAUGAGUUUAGUUCAAGCUCAUCUGAUGGCCUGAGAACUGGUCGGAAGUUCAUCUUGAAAGCUGUUCCUUCAUUUCCACCUCUUACCCCAUGCAUUGAUUCCAAAAGUGUCGUAACUGAGCAGAAAAAUGAUCCUCAAAGUUGUAGUCACAACAAAUGACCAGAACUGAGAAGAUAUGCUUGUUGUCUGUGUUUGUCAUGAUCUGCCAGUAGAUGUCUACCUCGGAGUUAUACACGGGCAUACAUAUAUCACAAUGGGCACAAAAUCAUGGGACAUCUUAAGGCACAUUUGCAGUCACCAAGACGUCAUGUUUAAAGAUUGAACAAAAGCCAUGAGCAGAGCUGUGAAAUCCUUCCAAUGCCUUCUCAAACUGCCUCCCUUUUGUUCAUCCUUUUACAUGUAAAGAAUGUUGCACAUCUGAUUGUAAGAAGCAACAAGGUCAAGUUAUUCAAAAUUUUCACCUGAUGAUGUCCAAACACCGAGGCAUUGAAGAUAAUAGAGGGCUAUCUCUUAUCUUGAUUCUUAGCCUUCUGUUACGAAUACCAGAGCAUGUUGGUUCCAAUCUAUCUCCUGGUUGAAGAAAAGAAAUAAAAGAAUAUGUUUGAUUGAUACUAGCAGCUAGCAAUAGUUUUAUCCGGGCCUAUUCCAGUAAAAGAAUUUGAAGUACAUUAUGUCUUGACUAGUUUGAAAUUCUAUCGAUGUCAAUGACCUUUCCAUGUCUUUA